Molecule: messenger RNA, 665 nt
Organism: Ceratosolen solmsi marchali
Lineage: Eukaryota; Metazoa; Arthropoda; Insecta; Hymenoptera; Agaonidae
Product: iron-sulfur cluster assembly 2 homolog, mitochondrial
Exons: 3
Coding region: 153-629 (158 amino acids)
Biological process (GO): iron-sulfur cluster assembly
Cellular component (GO): mitochondrion
Molecular function (GO): 4 iron, 4 sulfur cluster binding; iron ion binding; 2 iron, 2 sulfur cluster binding
Source: RefSeq, a predicted model, not a curated record
UAAUCAGACAACUAUUAGAAUAUCGUUUAUAAUUAGUAUAGUUGUGAUAAAUAAGUUGGUAAAAUAUGUUAAAAUUAAUCAAGUUAGACAGGUAAUUAACUGUCAUGUUCUUUUUACCUAGACCUUAAAAGAAAAUUUCAUUAUAUUUUAGUAUGUCGAAAUUAACACGUUCUGUUUGGGAAUUUUCUUCUAAUUUUGUUUCAAAUAAAUAUUUCUCACAACUUUUAAGAACGCCAUGGAUUUCAGCAUCUGGUUUGAGACAGAAAAAUGUUUCAACUAUAGUAACUAACAAUAUUCCUCAAGAAGAGAUUAUUAUUAGUGACAGUUGUGUAGACCGUUUGAAAGAAAUUAUAGAAGGAGAUGAUUGUUUAAGAGUAAUAGUUGAAGGUGGUGGCUGUUCUGGCUUCCAAUAUAAAUUUAAUUUGGAUCCUUGUAUUAAUGAAGAUGACAAGAUUUUUCAAAAGAAUGGAGUAAAAGUUUUAAUAGAUUCUACAACUUUAGAGUAUAUUAAAGGAUCAACAAUAGAAUAUCACAAAGAAUUAAUACGUUCUACAUUUAGAAUAAUUAAUAAUCCCUUAGCAGAACAAGGCUGUAGCUGUGGGUCUAGUUUUACUAUAAAAAUUGACUGAUUAUUAACUAAUUUACUUUAAAAUUAUUAUUUAAAU